UUGAAAUAGAAACGAUGUCUUUUCUCUGAAAGAAAACAAUAAAAUAGUGGGAAAAAGAGAGAUGAAAUGUCGAUUGUUCUCCAGGUGUUAAUCUAGUAAAUCGCGACAAGCAAAGCUUACCGUGGGCCUCUCUGUUUCUCUCUCUCUCUCUCGUCACACACAGAGAGAGUCCGGCGCUGUGACGUUAUAGAGUUUGAAAGGAGAUAAGCAUGCAACAUUCAAACUAAAAUUCACCUCUUCAACUUACUUUCCUUGUUUAAAUUUCUAUAAUUCCUUCUUAAAUACAUUUAUUGUUUUUAUUAUUCGCAUUAAUCUUAUUAUUAACUCUUUUUUCUCUCUUUGGUCCUUCCGUUUUUUUCGCCAUACAUACAUAAUACACAUUUACCUGAAUUAAUCUCCGACUGUAACCAUACCCUAGGCGCCGAUUGACGUACACCUUAUCAACCUCUGCCCUUCUUCCAGAAUGGAUAAGAGCGACAUAGAGAUGGAGGAUGCCGAAAAGAAAGUCCAUGAUGUCGAUAAUUCUGUGGUAGAGUCGGAAAGUAAUAAGCUUGAUGAAAGUUUGAAACCUGAAGGGGCAGCUGUUGAGGGCCAACAGUCUACUGGGUCAACCGUAAAGUGCCAAGAAAGUGCUAAAACAGAGACAGUAGAUCACAAUGACCAGUCUGAGAGUGGGGCUAAGAGCCCAAUGCUUGCUGAAAAUGGGAACGGAGAGAGGAAAAGUAAUGUGGUGGAAGGUGAAAGCAAUGUUAAGGAUGAGAAAAUGGACCAGUCUGAUUCAAAGAGUGCAGUAGAGGACCAGAGGAAUGCUGCAAGUGAGACAGCGAACCAAAGUGAAACUAUAGGCCAGCUAGAGACUCAAGGCAAUACAGUUGGCGAUGACCAAAACAAUGCUACAGGUGGAACAGAAGGAGAAACCAAAAUUGAGGAAAAGGAAGGGGAUAUUAAAACUGAUGUGGCCGUGAAGAAUGAAGAAUCUAUGGGAAAUGUUGCACACCAUGAUACUGGAGAUGUAAAUAUGCAGGUACAGGAGGAGUUACCUGCUAAUGAAGUAGGUGAGAGUGGAAAGGAGGUGAAGGAUCAGACUGAGAACUCGAUCAAUGAUGUUCAUCACAAUGGCAAUGAUAUGAUGGUUGAUGAACAGAAGAAAGUGGAACUUAAAUCUAAUGCUGCAAGUGUUAUCGCUGAUCGUGACGCUAGAUCGAAUGAGUUGUCAGAGUCAAAAGAUGAUGUUAAGAAUACUGCUAUUGCAAAGAUGCCUGAGCCAGCCACUCCAAAUUUGUCUGUGAAAUGUGCCACUCUAAAAGUUGGAGAGCAUACUGGGGAGGCAUCAAAUAAAAUCUUUGAUGAGUCGAAGAUAGCUGAUGAUGAGGAUGAAGAUGAGGAUUGGAAUGAUGAUGGAUCACCAGAGGAUCAAGCAGCAUUUAUGAGAGAAGUUGAAAGUUUUUACAGGGAGAGAGCCAUGGAAUUUAAACCACCUAAGUUUUAUGGUCAACCUCUUAAUUGCCUGAAGUUGUGGAGAUCUGUGAUCAGAUUGGGAGGCUAUGAUCGGGUCACUGGAUCCAAGUUGUGGCGGCAAGUUGGCGAGUCGUUUCACCCCCCUAAGACUUGCACAACUGUGUCCUGGACAUUCCGCAUUUUUUAUGAGAAGGCUCUUUUAGAAUAUGAAAGGCAUAGGACGCAAAGUGGCAAGCUUCGACUUCCUAUUGCUGCUCUUCCUGAAGCAGGUGUUGACAAUGAGGGAAAUGGUAAUCAAACUCCUGGAUCAGGCAGGGCGCGAAGAGAUGCUGCUGCUCGUGCUAUGCAAGGGUGGCAUGAGCAACGUCUUCUUGGUUCAGGCGAGGUUGGGGAGCCAAUUGUAAAGGACAAGAAUGCCAACAAUACGCCAAAGCGUGAGAAGAAUCUCAAAAGCAUUGGUUCUAUAAAACACAAGAGAGCAAAUGAAGUGGAACACCCUUCGAAAGUGGCACGAACUGAAACAUAUAAGCAGUUAGUUACAACAGUUGUUGAUUUGGGACCUCCAGCUGAUUGGGUAAAAAUCAAUGUGCGAGAAACAAAAGAUUGCUUUGAGAUCUAUGCUCUGGUGCCUGGGCUUUUGAGAGAGGAGGUGAGGGUUCAAUCUGAUCCUGCUGGCCGUCUAGUCAUAACUGGUCAACCGGAGCAACUUGACAACCCUUGGGGUAUUACCGCCUUCAAGAAGGUAGUAAGCUUGCCUGCUAGAAUCGAUCCACUUCAGACUUCUGCUGUUGUAAGCCUCCAUGGACGGCUCUUUGUUCGUGUACCAUUUGCAUAGUGAAUAUUUGACUUGAAAAGGAGGAAGUUUUGGACAAUUUAGCUGAACUUGAUUGACAAAGCAUGGAUGCUCGUAGUUGACCAACGUUGAUCGUCAGAUUGUGAAUGCUAGGGCCUUAGAUUGUUGGAGCUGUGUAUGAUUAGUUUGAUCAAAUUAGUUAUUGACGUUCUGUGGGUCAAAAUUUGACAGCAAAAGAAGGCAUGUCCGGUUACAGGACACAUUUUUUUUAAUUUUUUUUUUAAACUCUUGGAAUUGAGGGAUUUAUAGCUAGAACCUUUUUGCUCUGAUGCUAAUAUUGAUACUAAUUUAUUUCUAAUUAGCAUUUCACUAUCCAUUUUAUGUCCA
Messenger RNA from Capsicum annuum, 2638 nucleotides. RefSeq names its product AT-rich interactive domain-containing protein 5. The coding region runs from base 464 to 2293 and encodes 609 amino acids. The record is from RefSeq and is a predicted model, not a curated record. Gene Ontology annotation, molecular function: DNA binding. Gene Ontology annotation, cellular component: nucleus. Lineage: Eukaryota; Viridiplantae; Streptophyta; Magnoliopsida; Solanales; Solanaceae. The transcript is spliced from 14 exons. Gene Ontology annotation, biological process: regulation of transcription by RNA polymerase II.